AUGUCGGUUCAUGGGAGGGAUCCCAAAAAGAGGCAAUUAAGGCUAAUAUCGGUGGCAUUCAAAGAAGCAUCAAUCGAUUCUCCUUCCUUUCGUGCAUCCGUGAAUUUCUUUCAAACCAGGGUAGAUGCAUUAGAAGAUUGGAUAGAGAAGACAGUGGACUUUUUUGACCAGAAGUACAAGGUUUCCUUUGAAGAUUUUCGAAGGGCCAAAGAAACUCUCCUAUCCCAAUUGUUACCUUCACCUGCCCUGCUAAGUAACGGGUUUGUUAGUAAUCAAUCUUUUACUCCCAGACUGAUUGAUAGUUUCAACAGAGACUAUUAUGACUUUUCGAUGAAGCUUCUAGGAAUUGUAAAAGGCGAUGAUUCUAGCCAUUCAACUGCUCUUUUAGAACUUAUGACUAAUGCGAUUGAACCCUAUAGAAAUGUGAGAAAAAAUUUCGAUUUAUUUCAAGGUAAGUACGAUAGCAUGUUGGCAUCUUACCAAGCCAUAAGGGUAUCUAAAACCAGUCUAGAACCCUCAUUGAUCAAAAGCGAUGCUUUAAAAUUGUUUGAAGUGCAAAAGAACUAUCUAAAGGCUUCCUUAGAUCUUAUUAGCGCUAUAUCAGAAGUAAAACUAAGCUUAGACAAAUUCAUACUGGAGACAAUGAAAGUACUGAAACGCAAAAGUCUUUUCGUCACGAAAGAUUCGGGAAGGAAAAUUGAUCUAUCACCUUCUAUUAACGAGUACUUGGACAAUUACUCAAUAUGGGUAGAAAAUUCUAUCGAUGGUUCCAAGGUUUUGAAUUCUGAUAUUAAUAAUGCAAAAAAGCAAGCAUACAAAUAUACUUUGCAACGAAUUACACCAUCCAAUGAUACAAGUGACUACAAUAUUAGAUCGAUACAUUCUUCGAAGCUACUAUCAAAAGAAACCCGACUACCUUCUAAGUCACCUGAAAUAUCUGGAUGGCUUUAUAUGAAAACACAGGUGGGAAAGCCAACGAGAGAGAUAUGGGUGAGAAGAUGGUGUUUCUUAAAAAAUGCUGUAUUUGGUAUGUUCCUUUUAUCGCCCUCGAAGACCUACGUGGAAGAAACUGAUAAGUUUGGUGUCUUUCUUAUUGAUGUACGCUAUGAUCCGGAAGAAGAUCGAAAAUUUUGUUUUGAAGUAAAAAUCAUAGGUAAUAAAGUCACGAAUUCACGUGAUAAUAUGUCAAAAGAUAUCACGUUGGUCUUUCAAACUUCUAAUUUUCGAGACUUGAAAUCAUGGUUAAUUGCCUUUGAUGCAACCAAAAAGUAUGUCACGAAUUUAAGGCAUGACAGCCUUGAGUAUGAGCUUGCGUUUAAAAGGUUCUGUCCAAAAUUCUUCGAAUUUGCCUCUAGUACCACCACCUCCAUAGAUCAAUCAAUUACAACAUUUGACAAAGAAACCGAGUCUUUAUAUGAGACAUUGAACUGCUCAAUAUCCGAGUAUGAUAUUUUAACUCUAGGAGAAGAAAAGGUAUUUCAGUUUCAAAUGCCCACAACACCAAUAUCUACUAAGAUGACACAGCUAGCUAUUCUAUCUAAUUUCCUCACAAAAGGUAGUUGGUUUCCCAACGCUGUUCUUGCGAAUAUAUGGGGUACAACUGAUUGGAGCGAAUACAGUAUAUUGCCAAGUAUGGGGAAAAAACCUUCCUCUUUAUUAACAAUCGAUGGGAAGAGGCUUCCAAUAAGAAACUCUACUAUAUAUCCCCAGUAUUAUUCUAAUGAGUUAAGGGUUCUUGAUCUUCAAUUUAAAUCACUAGUAUUUUCUCCGGACCAAAGACUGGAGAAGCUACCAGAGGAGCUUUUACUUUUCAAGUUCGAAGCAUUUUGGUGUCCCAACAAGAAGCAAAAUUUCUCAGCAACCUGUUUCUGCACAGAGGAUUACAUUUACUGCUACAUGAACUCUAUGGAAUUUAUUUGUCUUACGAAGAUUAGUUUAUCUGAAAUUGUUUCUGUGGAAGCCGACAGGUCCUCAAAGAAAACUCUUAAAAUAUACGAUGCUAGUGGUUUACAAAUGAAGGCUAUCAUUUUAUUUACUGACUAUAAGCUUGUUGCAUCUAAAUUGCAGUAUCUUUUGGAAAACAAGGCCAUGAAAACCCCAAGUAGCAAUGAAGAGAUUUUAGUGAAGUUCGAGCAGAUGGAUAAGGAAUUUCAAGAAAGAAAACAAGAAGAAUUGUUUAAAACAGAUCAAGAAAAUACAUUCAAUCAUAAAGCCAUGACUAGCAUAUCCAAAAUUAUCAAAUCACGUGUUACUUUUUGGGAGAUGCAUGAUGAUGCAGCUUCUUUAUUAAACAGACUCAAAGAUCUUCGAACAGAGUACACAAUUACAUACAAUCACGAAUAUGAAAUCUCUAGUAAAGGGCUGGCUCAUAUAUUAUUUGGGGAUAAGUCGAACGCCUUCCCAAAAUGCCUAUUUCUUGCAAGAAAGAACGGAAACGAAAACGUUAAAUCAUUUUGGUACAAAAGAAAGGACACUAAGGGCAAUCUACAAUUAGUUCGAAAGAUACCGUUUCGAUUAGAUAUAACUGGAAAUUUUCUGAAUACUGGAAAAUAUCACAGGGAUAAAGAAUCUAGAAUGGUUUUUAUCAUUCAGAGAAUUGUAAAUAUUGUUGAAAACAAAUAUUAUGAGAUUGAUUUAGAUCCUUUUUUCAUCAAAUUGCCUUUUUGUCAUUUACUAAAAAUUUCCGUUAAAUUCAUAAUAGUUGAGUCUUACGAUGCGGAUAAUCAUUUAGAAAUCAAGCUUAAUAUGACAGCGAGUAAUUCUUCGCUUCAUGUUUUGUACAAACUAGAGUAUAUUGAUAGUAAGACUGGUAAAACAGUGAAAAAGCUAUCUUUAGCGGAAAAAAUAUGUCAAACAUGGGUGUUAAAAUUUACACAUAGCGAAUUCCUUUUAAUAAGAAAGGUGUUACGAUACUAUUUAGAAAAAAUCGGCAAGCACGGGAGAGUUAUCAAAGCUAUCAAAUUAUGUGGUAUUUUGGGUGUUUCCAGUAGCAAAUUUGAAGAAGUAGCAGCAGAGAAAAGAGGCGAAUCCAAGGAGACCGAAAAUAUCAAAUACGACAUCAAAUAUUCACGCACAAUACUUUUCUUAGUAUUCAUUAAGCUAAUGGUUUACAGAGUAACCAAUUUGACGUUUGUAUUCUUUAGACUAUUAAUUGGUAUUCUAUUAUUAUGUGCUGAGAAGUUCUCGCGGAUCAAUCGAACGAUGGUUGUCGGGUUAUUAGCAUCAAUUAUGAUCAACACAUUUCUAUCAGGAAAGGCAUCUGUGUUCUACUGGUCAAUAAAGAGAGCCGAAAAACUAUUCCACGAUCGUCUCGGAUCAGAUAACUUCAUUAUGCAAAGAGCAAUUUAUAUAAAUGAUUCAGAUUUGUUGGGCAGCCAAUUGUCAGUGACAGCCAAUAACCCCAUUUUUGAAAAGUUCAGUGAGAAUAAUUUUAAUCAAGACCAUCAAUACAGUGAAACUCGAAAACAGUUGGCAAUGAGGAGGAACGAAUUAUUGAUUGAACUAAGGAUACUUCAAGACAUGGAGAAAGAAUUAGUGCAUGAUGACUACGAAAAGUUCUUGUUAGAAGAAGUAAAUAAGUGUUCGAUGGUGUCCAUAGAGAUGGCUGAUCUUUGGUUUAAUGACACUCAAUUGCAGAAUUACUGUUCUGUUUGCAACGAAGAGCUCGAAAAGUUGGGAUCAUCAAUAGUAUAA
Molecule: messenger RNA, 3693 nt
Organism: Saccharomyces mikatae IFO 1815
Lineage: Eukaryota; Fungi; Ascomycota; Saccharomycetes; Saccharomycetales; Saccharomycetaceae
Gene: SIP3
Product: Sip3p
Exons: 1
Coding region: 1-3693 (1230 amino acids)
Cellular component (GO): cytoplasm; plasma membrane; endoplasmic reticulum
Molecular function (GO): protein binding
Source: RefSeq, a predicted model, not a curated record